This is a messenger RNA of Symbiodinium natans, 2448 nucleotides long. The record is from the annotation of a GenBank genome assembly. Lineage: Eukaryota; Dinophyceae; Suessiales; Symbiodiniaceae.
AUGGGCACUUCCCAGCAGGCCAAGGCAAGAGCUUCGGCGACUCGCAAGGCUGCAGCAAGCCCUGGCCCGGCGAAAGCCAAAGCCCGGCCGCAGAAGGAGACCUUGGAGGUCGCUGCUGGCGAGGCUCCGAGCGUCUGGGAAGCGCUGCUCGAGGUUCUCACUCUCAGCGCUCACAUCUUGACGGAAGAUGCGUCUCAACUAGCCUUCCAAGUGUUGGGAAGGCUCUUGGGAUUUGAGGCGGCUGCAAGUAGCCCGCUGGCAGCUCUGCGCUCUGGUGCGCACAUGGCUCUGAAGGACGGCGUCUACUCGCUGCCCGCCUCUGCUGUGGUCCCCAAAUGGCGUUGCAGUGCUUGCCCGGUGUCCCACAAGAGUCUGCAAGGAGUUGGCGGGCCUCUGCAGAGGACGCUACAGCUGCACAAAGACUGGGUUCGGUGCGUGGCCUUGAACCAGGUAGGGACGUUGAUGGCAAGCGCAUCGAACGACCUCUCAGUCAAGGUCUGGGACCUGACGCAGGACUGCCGGAUGCUGCUGGAGCUUCUGGGCCAUGAGACUGCAGUGCUAACAGUGGAUCUGAAAGCAGACCUCGUGGUGUCUGGGGACAAGGAUGAGGUCAUUCUUUGGAGCUUGACAGAUGGCAGCCUUCUGAGACGAAGGUCGGGCUUCGCUGGGAACUUGAGCGUGGUACAGUUUCUCGGCGAGGGCCAUGUGGCGGUGGCAUCCGGAACGGACGUGGAGCUAUUACUAUCCAGCAGUUCCACGUUGCAGGGUAAGAUCGCCUGCAGCCAUGAGGCCAGAGUUGCCGCCAUCCACUCCAGCGCAGUCCCGGGUGGUUCACCUGGAGAGUUCCUGCUUGCCUGUGGCUGCGACGACCGGCACGCGGCACUAUGGAGGCUGAGCCUUCAGGAGGCCAAGCGCAAGAAGACCCCUGCAGCGGCCGCGGCAGCGGCGGCAUCUGAGUUCAGCGCCCAGCUGAUCAAUCGCUUUAUCGUUGGAGACCAGGACGUGAGAGCUGUGAGCUUGAGCGCUGCAGGAAGUCUGCUGGCCUGUGGGAAUGACGAUGGCAUCCUCCGGAUUUGGAGCAUCACCGCUGAGAAAAAAGAUGGGAAAGCCGGGCUUUCCUGCAACAUGCUGUGCGCGGCACCUGGGAUGCACACGGAUUGGAUCCACUCCGUGAGCAUCUCUCAUGACGGCUCAUACGUGGCUUGUGGAUCGGAUGACAACUCCAUCUCUCUCUUCGAUGUGGCAAAGCAGCGUAUGGCAGGACAAGUCCGGAUCUUCUCAGGUGCAUUCUCUGUGGUGCUGUCACCAGACCUGAAGUCACUGUACUCAGCAAGCGGCGACAUCCGUGUCUGGAGCGUUCCCAAAAUCAUUCAGACUCACCAUUUGAAUGCUACUGGUCCAGAUAAGCAUUCCUACAUUGUGACUGGAGUUGCAGUGUCUGUUGAUGGUCGCCAGGCGGUGUCUGUGUCUUCAGAUGUUACGUCCGGCAAGACAAAUGGUGGUCUUCAGAUCGGCCUUUGGGACACUUCAACCGGCUCCCAGACCAAAUUCUUCAAAGUGCCCGGGUCCGUGGAUGACGAUGACAGGCCACUGUGCUCAUCGAUGAGCCCGGAUGCUACAAUGGCUGCUGUAGGAUGUGACACCGGCAAGCUUUGGAUCAUCAGCCUGACAGAGCCCUUUGACGUUGUUUGGGUGGAGCCAGAGGCUCAUAGUGAGCGCAUCUACUGUUGCGAGUGGCUGGAGCAGGACUGCCUGGCCACUGGCAGCGAAGAUGGUAGUGUAGCUUUGUGGUCCGUCAUGCACAAGGUCUGCACUGCUACUGCAAAGCCGUAUGAUGCGGGCGUCCGGUGCUUUGCUUGGACCCAAGAUCGGCAAAGGGUCCUGUGCGGCUGCGACUACCAGGCGCCACGACUGGUGUGGGUUGGAGAGAAGGGAUCGGAUGGCCACGUACUUGCAGAAUUCAAGGACGUUGUCCGACAGGAGCUGACCGUCAUCACACCCUGCAGCAUUUCCCUCAGCUCGGAUGACCGGCGAGCAGUCACCACAAGUUGGGACAAGGCGCUGCGUGUGUGGGAGUUGGAGUCCGGGCAACUCCUGCUGGCUGUGACCCAGGUCUCGGACUGGGUGGUGAAAGGCUUCGGAGCCACUUUGGCAGGUGACCUGGCGGGACUUUGCGUUUCCUACUCCUGGGAUCGGCAGCUGCAACUAUGGGAUUUCACGGACGUGCUCAGCAGCAAAGUCAAAGAGUCGACGGACCCUGUGGUCGUAACGUCGCAGGAGUCCUUUCACAGGCUUUGCACGUGCCAGUGUGACGCCUCCUUAGUGCACAUGGCCUGCGCACCACGCUGGCGUGACGAUGUCAGGCGAAGCUUGGUAUUCACGGAUGAGGACGGCGGGGUCCACUUCUUUGAGGUGGAGCUACGGCAAGCCUCCGGGCAAGCCACGUGA